Molecule: messenger RNA, 888 nt
Organism: Colletotrichum chrysophilum
Lineage: Eukaryota; Fungi; Ascomycota; Sordariomycetes; Glomerellales; Glomerellaceae
Exons: 1
Coding region: 1-888 (295 amino acids)
Cellular component (GO): extracellular region; fungal-type cell wall; cell surface
Molecular function (GO): zinc ion binding; metallopeptidase activity; integrin binding
Source: RefSeq, a predicted model, not a curated record
AUGAUGUACACAACCCUCACCGCAGCCAUGCUGCUCCUCUCCAGCGCCUCGGCCUCUCCCCUCGCCGUCCGCCAGGAAACCACCACCACCACCACCCCCUCCGCCUCCGUGCCGACCCCGGCCGAGCCCUACUCCUGGUCCAAGGACUGGCAAAAGACCUUCCCCAUCCACCAGUCCUGCAACGCCACCCUCCGCGCCCAGCUCGAGGUCGCCCUCGCCGAGACGCAGUCCCUCGCCGCCCACGCGCGCGACCACAUCCUCCGCUUCGGCGACGCCUCCGAGCACGUCCGCAAGUACUUCGGCAACGCCUCCACCGCCGCCGCCGUCGGCUGGUACGAGCGCGUCGUCUCCGCCGACAAGUCCCCCAUGACCUUCCGCUGCGACGACCCCGACCGCAACUGCGCCACCCAGUCCGGCUGGGCCGGCCACUGGCGCGGCGACAACGCCACCGAGGAGACCGUCAUCUGCCCGCUCUCCUUCGAGAUCCGCCGCCCGCUCUCCUCCGUCUGCGGCCUGGGCUACAACGUCGCCAACUCCAAGCUCAACACCUUCUGGGCGACUGAUCUGCUCCACCGCGCCUUCCACGUGCCCACCGUCUCCCUCGGCCAGGUCGAGCACUACGCUGAGGACUACGCGGAGGUGCUUGACCUCGCCAAGAACAACGCCAGCCUGAGCGUGGUCGACAGCGACGCGCUCCAGUACUUCGCCAUUGACGUCUGGGCCUACGACAUCGCCGCUCCCGGCGUCGGAUGCUCCGGUGAGCUCGAGGAGGAGCACGACCACGACACGCCUGCCCCUACCACCACCGCCGCCACGCCCGCCGCGACCACCUCCAGCGCUCCUCAGGAGUGCCACACCCACGCUGACGGCGUCGAGCACUGCACCUAA